Messenger RNA from Lethenteron reissneri (Far Eastern brook lamprey), 7292 nucleotides. Its product is annotated as leucine-rich repeat transmembrane protein FLRT2-like. Lineage: Eukaryota; Metazoa; Chordata; Hyperoartia; Petromyzontiformes; Petromyzontidae. The record is from RefSeq and is a predicted model, not a curated record. Gene Ontology annotation, molecular function: protein binding.
CGUCGCAGGCACGAGCGUUUUUGCGCACGCACAUUCACACACCGCCACCACGCUGCUGCCUGCUACCAUCGCAGCAGUCCACUACUUUCCUACCCGUCCGUCCGCCUGCCCGCCCACGCAUCUGUCCGUCCGCCCGCCCACCCACCGCGGGAGUUGGCGGGGAGGAGAAUCUUCAAGCCAAACAACGAGACAGAGGGUCUGAGCUGAACGAGCUGAGCGGCCCAGAGGGCGGACGCCUGCAUCUCAAGAGCCGGCGAUGAACGCCCGAUUGCGGUAGCGGACGUCCGACGUUUCGAGACGACGCGGCGACCACCCCCCACCGCCGCCGCGAGCCUUGCCGGCGGGAAACCCACAACUCUUGGCUUCUGCGGGAAAACAAAAAACCCAAGCGCGGGCCGAUGUGUGCGCUCGAAGUCGGACGGGGCCGAUGAACGCCCUGAGAAAGUGCGCUGCGCUGGAUCGUCCGAGGCGAGCCAUGCUGGAGUAAGAGAGGCGCGCGCUGGCCGGCACCGGCCUGCCCCUAACCCGCUCCCACCCCGUGUAACGUGAUCUCCGGACGGCGCUGUAACAGAAACCCCCCCCCCCCUCCGCGGGGCGACGAUGCGGCGCUGCCACGCGCCGCUGCUGCUGGCGUGCGCCGCGCUGGCGGCCUGCCUGCCGGCACCCGCUCGCUGCUGCCCAUCCGCGUGCCGCUGCGACCGCGGCUUCGUCUACUGCAACGAGCGCAACCUUACGGCCGUGCCCGCCGCAGACAUCCCCGCCGACGCCACGGUCCUCUACCUGCAGAAUAACCGCGUGGGCAGCGGCGGGGUGCCCGCGGGCACGCGCGCCCUCCUCUCCGUCACCGUCGUCUACCUCUUCGGCAACCGCCUCGACGAUUUCCCGCACCACCUGCCGAGCAGCGUGCGCGAGCUCCACCUGCAGGAGAACAACAUCCGCACGGUGUCGCGCCAGGCGCUGGCGAGCGUUCCCGCCCUCGAGAAGCUGCACCUCGACGACAACGCCAUUGCCACGGCGGGCAUCGAGGCGGGCGCCUUCCGCUACCUGGGCGCUCUCAAGCUGCUCUUCUUCUCACGCAACCACCUGAGCUCGGUGCCCAACGAGCUGCCCGCCGGCCUGGAGGAGCUGCGCCUGGAGGACAACCGCAUCGCCUCCGUGUCCGCCCGAGCAUUCCGCUCCAUGACCAAGCUCAGGUUCCUGAACCUCGACGGGAACCUCAUAGCCGACGACGGCGUGGAGAACGGCGCCUUCCGGGAGCUCGACGAGCUGACGGAGCUUUCGCUGUCCAAGAACUCCCUGAGGGCGCCGCCGCCGCAGCUGCCCGGGACGAGCCUGCGCAAGCUGCUCUUGCACGACAACCAGAUAGAGCGCGUGCCGGUCGCGGCGUUCGCGCGGCUCGGAAAGCUCGCCCACCUCGACCUGUCGCACAACCAGCUGAGCCGUCUGGCGCCGGGCACCUUCGACGGCCUCGAAGCGGUGCGGCAUCUCAACCUCAGGAACAACCCGUGGCGGUGCGACUGCGGCCUCGCCUGGCUGAGGGCCUGGCUAGUGAGGAACAAUGUGGCGGCGCGCGGCGCCGUGUGCGGAGGCCCCGGCGGCGUCAGGGGCAAAGCCAUCAAGGAUCUGGAGCACGGGGAUUUUGCGUGCUCGGGACAGACGCCGACCGCGUCGGCCGACGGCGAUCCUUCGAACGCGUCCACGAAGAGGUGGUACCAACGGGCAACCGCCAGGCCGGAGAGAUUUCCGCCCACGGAGUUUUCCGGCGGCAAGGGGCUCACCACCGCCAGGCCGGCGGCGUCCACCGCGGUGGUGCCCGACGAGCCGAGGGACCUCGACAUCGCCCUCAAAGCCACGUCCCUGAGCAAGGACAUCGUCGAGGUCAAGUGGCACGACGCCGUGUCCGUGUCGGCGUACAAGCUGAGCUGGGUGCUGGAGGGGCAAGGGCCCGGCGGCGCCGCGGGGGGGGCGACCAAAACCGUGAUCCUGUCCGGGGACGUGCGCCUCCACCUGCUCACCGACUUGGUGCCCCUGGCAAACUACCGCGUCUGCCUGGAGCCGAUCGACACGGGCAAUGGUGAGCGGCAGUACGCCGCCGACGACGGCGCCGUGUGCACCGUCGCCAAGGCAGGCGGGCCCGAGUCGCGCAACGCCAAGGUCACGUCCGGCGGCGACGCGGCCGGCGCCGGAGGGGAGGCGCCCUUCCCGACGGCGGCGAUCGUCGGCGGCUCCGUCGCCUUCCUGGUCGCGGCCGUGCUGCUGGGCAGCUUCUGCUGGUACUCGCACAAGACGGGCAAGUACCUGGUGUCGCGGUGGGCAUUCAUCCGCUCGCGGCAGAAAGAGGGGGACUACGUCGAGUCGGGCACCAAGAAGGACAACUCCAUCCUGGAGAUGAGCGAGAGCUCGUACCCGAUGGGCGCGGGCAACGACCCGCUGUGUCCGGAGCCCUACGGCAUCCACCCGGGCUACUCGGACUGGACCAGUAACAUGUACAAGCUGCAGCCGGGACACGGGCCGCAGAACGUGCGCUACAUCGAGGAGAGAUUGCUGGAAACUCACUUUAUUCCCGUAUGAGCGCGCGCACGCCCGAGCGGCUCCGCGACAUCGAUGUGUGUCACGGCUAUUUAUAAUAAAGACUACCUGAAUAUUUAAAUGUAUUUGCACUUGAGAGAUUUCACACGCGGCUGCGAUUGGAAACGCUUUGCGUUGGGGAGGGGUCGCACGGCAGAAAGCGCGGAACGCCAACGCGCGUUUGUGCAGCCACGCCACGGUGCGUACUUGUACUUACCCGCGACGUCGUCUUGCGGGCAUCGAAAGAGGGGACAGCAAUGUUCGAUACCAAAACAGCACCUCCGAUUAGCGCAGUUGGCUACGUACGGUGCGCAAGAAGUUCAACGUACGUACAUACAUGAAAACAUGUCUAGACGAAGGCGCGGAUACUGCCAAUUACUGAUAAUUACUGCUCACGCACGCGAAACAAUCAAAAUGUAGACAGGAAUAAAAACAUGAAAAUGUCUAUUUCUCAAGUUGCGAAAUCUAUUCCCGAAAGAAAUUGUAUACAUGUAAAUAGUACUUUUUUUUUAAGACACCAACAUUAAUCAUGUUUUACAUCUGUAAGCGUACAUUUAAGACCAUUUCAAAAGGUUGCCAAGGAGUAGACAAUCGCUUGGUUUUGCCUGUUUGCAAAGUGAAGGCCUCAUUUACACGUUCCACAAAACGUACCUUUCCACUAAAACUCCUAUUACUAUUCUAAAACGGUUUCUCAUUCAUCCCCCACGAGUUAUUAACGCGAAGAGCGAUUCCGAAUGCCCGCAAGUGUUUACAGUUCAUGUCGUUGGGACCUUUUCCCCCCCAAAAUUUUACUUCUCUCCCGCCCCCCUCCCCACCUCGCAAAUUGUCUCAUUAAAUAAACCCCAAGGCAGUUUCGUCUCGCCGCAAAUAGGGGCUUUGCUUUAACGACCCCUCCCGUUGAGUCCCACAAUCAGCACGCUUUUCUGUCAUUCCGCAGCAUUUGGAAAUGUCUAUACAACGAUUAUGGUUUUUUUGCGGCUGAUGCGAUGACAAAAGAAACGUUCUAAGGUGUUGCUGUCGAUGAGACCGAAGACAAGGCGCAGCACCGUUCUGUCUUGGUUUAAAAGUGGACAACUCUGGCUGUCGCCUGAUGAUGCUGGUUGUUGCAAUUGCCGGCGGAUCUACAGUACUCGAAUUGUAAAUGUUGUGGGUUUACUCUCCAACACACGUUCUGUUUACAUGACAAACCUUACUAAUUGGCUGUGUCGGGUGGUGGUGGGUUUAACGACACAUUUGUAAUUUACGCGAUCUAAUCCAAAAACCUCUAUUAUUGAAGGUCCUGUGACAUCAUUUGCAAAGAGAGAGAGGGAGGGGGGCGUUUGCCUAUUUGGAGCAAUGGCCCAAAUGUUUUGACUAAAUUAUGAAAUACGGCUGCAAUUUUCAGAAUGGGAAGAUGUUGCACCUCUGCAACGACAGGACAAAACCCCAGAGGCCCCGUCAAGAAAAUCCAAAAUAAUAAAAACCACACGAUAUCAAACGCUCACAGCUUGAGCGGUUGUGAAUACUGUCUUUGUAACGACUGUAAAAAUGUGCCAUUCAUUUUAAUCGGCUGCCUAGUGGAACUGCCGUUUUUGAAAUGACUCUUGACAAGUGAGGACGGACACACCGAUAGGCAACCACGGCUGAAUGCAUUGGAGGAUGCAGGUUUCUGUUCCGUUAAUUUUUUUGAUCCACGGGGAUAGAAUAAUGUAAAACAAAAGCCAAGUAAGCCACCAUCCCCACCGAUAUAGAGGCAGGGCGAAACGUGCGAACGUUCGCCGGGCUUGCACAGCCAUCAAUCACAACGUGGCACUAAUUUUAUUCAUCCCCAGGGGAUGAUGGGCAGCGUUGAGCCCUGAGCAGAACUUGAACUGGUAAUUGUAUUGAUGUCGAGCGCCCUAACCUCGGUGCCGACAGUGGUCAUCCUGUGGAGAGACAGGCCCCCACCGCAGGAAUGUGGAAAAGGAAGCGACUGGUACCCCAACGUGUCUUGAGUGGGAAAACACUUGUCUUGACUUGACUACGGAUGCAUCGUAGAGUGAACCUGAUUGGUCAAUGUUUCAUUGCUCAGCACAAUCCCCGGAUAUGUUUUUCGUAACUACUUAUGACAAUGCAAGACAACAUAAAACUCAACUUAACUAUUUUUUUUAUUUUACCAGGUAAGACUCUUUUUCAGAAGCUACCUGGCUACAAGUGAUCGAUCAACAAACUGGAUUAUUAUGUGGAUAUUUAUAGCAACCAACUGCUCGAAACGCAGGUUUCUAAAUGUGGAGUGAAAAACCGGAGGACCCGGAGAAAAAUACAAAGAUAGAACAUACAAACUCCAAAUAUAUAGGCGUCAAGGUCGGGCUUGAACCCACGAACGACUUCCUGUAUACCAGGCGAGGUCGUUAACAUCCCACCACCGUGGCGGCUAUCGGUCGCUGGUGCUCAAAGCACGAAACAAGGUCACGAAUCACACCAACUUUCCCGUAAAAUUCACUCCAUAUCCUUCUAGCCCAGUUACCACGCACCCUCCCCCCUGCCCGCCACAUUUAGGCCGAAAUGCAGUCCCACGGGCGUAACUUAACACCGGCGCUGGAUUUACACGCUUAUCCUUAUCAUUAGGCUUUGGGGGGGGGGGCGGGCACAAGAUGUAAACGCGCUCACUGGCUCGCACAUAUCCGGCAAAAGACCACAGACGCCGGACCUUCCGAUUGUUGAUCGCAGUACGAGGAUUUGUGAGAGUUAAAAUCAGCGGCUCGCCAUGCUUGAGUUUGCACAAGCAACCAGCAGCACCACCAUUAGACUUCACCGACGGACGUUCGUCCACGUUCGCAUCGACAGGAGGGAGAAAAUGAAAAUAAAAGGCACAUUUGUUCCGUGCGAAAAAGACGAUGAAUCCACAAGGGAUCAUGGGGAUUCUGGGGCCAAUUACGCAGAGUGUAAGUAAAGCCGCAUUUAUAGGGUCAAAUUACGUUUCGCAGCUGGGGUCAAGAGCACAUAUAUACUUGUAACAAUGGGCUAAAGUGGAUGUAUUGUACCAGUUCACACUUUUUGGGAUUAUCGGCACUGCAUGACCACAGCGGAAUGCCGAUCCUGGAAAACGCCACAAAUCUGCUUGCAGACACGAUUCACGUUAGGCUUUGUGAUCUCACAAACUCCCCAUGGGCGUCACGUCUUUUUGCGUGCAUGCGCUCUAACUUUGACCGCAUUCCCACCAGCCCGGCUGGAUCAGUUAAGAACAGCUGCUAGCCAAUACGCAGUACUAAAUAGUGAAACUUGAACCUACCGAGAAGAAGCAUUCAAGCUCGCGAACAAACCAACCACGCGCAAUUCAAAUGACCACAGCUCGUUUUACACGCGCUCACAUGGAGAUGAAAUUCUGGUCUCUGAAGAAGAAAAAAAAACACAGCAGCCAAUUUCAAACUACAGGCGAAUUAAGGCUACCCCAGCAUAAUGCUACCGCACAAAAUUACCACUGGCCAUUGUCAGCCAUUCUCUAUUCACAGCUAGACAAAAGCAUCCCAUUGCAGAUGCCAACACUACAAUAAUCCCGCUUUGGUUGCCACCAUUCCGUCUCUUAAUUUCUUCAUCCCCUCGUGCAGCUUCGUACGCGGUUGGUCUUUCCUUGUCGUUUUAAGGCUUCGGCCGCGAAAUGGUGGACGAGGCAGGAGAGGGUUCUCCGGCGUUGCGAGCGGCAUCCCCGUGGACAGCAAGCGCUGUGCGCGGUGUUCUCGCUCGCCGCCGCCGCCGCCGCCACCGCCGCCGGGAGCAAUUGAAACCGAGAACGAACUCUCCAGGCGCUGUCGCGUGGCGUGGCGUACCGUGCGAGGCUUUUCUCAACCGGCGUGUUAUUUUCGGGGUCGUACGUCGCAAAAUGUUCGUCCGCCCGUUUUUGGUCCACGUGCCGGGGGAGCUUCGUGUCCUCCUCGAGAAGCUCGUGCCGGCAGGUUGAGUGAACCGACGGACUUCGCGCCAAACUAUGCACGGAGCAACCCCUGGAAAACGCAACUCGCUUGUUUCACCGAUUUAUGUUCCGAAAAUGUUUUAUCCUUGGAGCAAACGUGGCCAACGACGUUACUGCGCUUUCGUUUUGUUGUGGUGUCGAUGCGGAACGCGCGCACAUUUGUCGAGAACAAAAUCCGUGGUCCAAAGGCAGCCGCUGCUGCGGAGCAUUUAAGAGGACAAAUGCCACGUGGACACGCGAUGUACAUACUUGUACAUAGUGUAUUUAAAAGAUAUAUCCGAUAACGGUUUAAACGUUGAAAGCCAUUUUCGCCUUCGGAGAGAAAAAUGACGAUGCCAAAAUUCCAAGAUAAGCCAACUCGUAAUCUAAUUCGCUGCGGCCGCGUCACACCUUGCCCGAAAAUUCGGGGCACACGGGGCACUCUGCCAAACUGCAACGCUUUCACAUCACCUACCGAGUUGAGAAUAAAGUUUAAGAUAAAAAGAAAAGAUGGAAAACAUAACGUGGAGUGAGGAGAUCGGUUGAAAUGACUCAAAUCAAAGGCUAAUUCCUCUUACCUGCCUGGGAACUCGCAGCCCAACGCAUUCCCUAACUUUUUGUACUCCCAUGUUCAUUUGGUGACAUGUUCUGCUUUACGCGUUGUGUUUAUGCAUUCAAUGACGUGUGUGUUCAGAAUUAGUACACAUCCGUGCUCGAUGCCAUGGCCAGUGUACCAGCGGUAUUCUAAAGCGACGGUUGUUGGGAUAAUCUUGGUUUGCUCAUUUUAAAAAGAAUAAAAAAAUACUUUUUCAAAAAG